GUUGAAUUAUACGAGUAUCACAAUCCAUAAGCAUUUGUUUGUACACGACGGCGUUUAUGGGCUGAAAAGUAAUGAGAGACGUAAUCGAUCCGUUUUGGACAAAAGUUGGAAAUAUUGGCGAACUCUUCGCUUGUGCCGUUGACACCUAUCAAGCAGAGCGUUAAUCACAAUGUUGUCGUCAUACACAGGUUCAUCCCACAUAUCAACCAACUGGGUCAAUUCUGGAUACAUCUCAACACAUUCGGUCAUGGUAUUUGCAGUGAGAUACACAGCAACCUUCUUGUUCAAAGGUUGGAGUUUCAUAGGAAGUCCUAUUAUGCCUGGAAAUCUCAACUUGAGGGAAUCUCAAAUAAAAAUACUUGGAAGUGAUUUGAACAUUGCAUUCGAAAUGGCGAUAGGUGAUCGAAUGGACAAUUUACUGAGCCUGCAGACGAAAGGAAGUGUUUUGCAGAACGAAGAAGUUUAUGAAGAACCAAGUAAUUUACAGUAUUUCAAACAUCUAGCUUCUAUUCCAACACUCUCCUUGGCUGCACCUAACUUUCUACAAGCAUCGGAUGUUGAUAGCUGUCAAAAUCCUCAUGCUUGUCUCCACUCCGAAGGCUCGGAAGAUGGACAGUUAAUCACUGCUGACGAAGUUUUGCUUGAUCUACGGACGGAAGAGCGAAGGUCACAACAACAGGCUCCACAUCAGAUCCUCGAAGACGUGCGAUUUGCAAAGAAGAGACUGAUUGCAGAAGCUAUUUUCAUACCGAUCGCGUAUUGAUCGGUAUGAAAAUAGAUCAGCUCAAAUGCAGAGCGACUUCGAGCACGCAAGAAGGGAAGUAGAUGAAGCUCGUGAAGAGUGCGACAUUGUGAAGAGUAUGUGGUUGUACGUGGUUGUAUCCGGUUCUAAUUUUGAUAAU
Cylicocyclus nassatus is the source of this 902-nucleotide messenger RNA. Lineage: Eukaryota; Metazoa; Nematoda; Chromadorea; Rhabditida; Strongylidae. The record is from the annotation of a GenBank genome assembly.